This is a messenger RNA of Protopterus annectens (West African lungfish), 4515 nucleotides long. RefSeq names its product kinesin family member 5A (gene KIF5A). Lineage: Eukaryota; Metazoa; Chordata; Ceratodontiformes; Protopteridae. Bases 627 to 3737 code for a protein of 1036 amino acids. Gene Ontology annotation, molecular function: microtubule binding; ATP binding; microtubule motor activity. The record is from RefSeq and is a predicted model, not a curated record. Gene Ontology annotation, biological process: microtubule-based movement. The transcript has 30 exons.
GUACUGAACUGAAUUAAACGAGUAAUCAGAAAUUGAGUGAAUGAAUGAAUGAACAUUGCUUCAAGUCUCUGCAGUCUGCAUUCGUUCCGCCCCACCCUGCACGGUACAUAUUUCCACCUUAAAAUAUCUUGUAAGAUCCUCCUUAAAAAGAGCCUCCAUAGGGCUGGCAACAUCCACACCUCCUCCAUCCUGAUAAAGCAUCGUACGGUACCGUGAUUUCAGACUACAGACUGCAAAAUUACCAUUUCCAGAAAGGAGCAGAUACGCAGACCGUCCAAUUUAUUCCACCUUCGGAAUGAACUCCUGAAUAACCAGAUGAGCUCUUUGUGAAUCUGUCAGGCGAAUAUAAAUUUCCUGCUUGCUUAGGUUCCGCAGUACUGGAGCAUCACCCAUACUGUUAUUUAUUGCUUGAAUUUUUUGAAGGUAUACCAUCUUCAGCAUCAGCAGCAUUACAACCUUUAUCAAGGGGUGCAGUAACAGUGAAUAUAGAUCUGGAGUGCUCAGCAGGGUCACGUUACAACUGCAGUACAGAAGUGGAAUUUAAUUCGCUUCUUCCUAGCCUGUUUCGACAGUUAUCAAGGACCCAGUGCAAAUUAUAAAAGGUCUUCGGUGAUAUUCCUGGCACUAUGGCUGAUACGAGCGAAUGCAACAUCAAAGUCCUGUGCCGAUUUCGACCCCUGAACCAGGCAGAGAUCUUGAGGGGGGACAAAUUCAUCCCUAAAUUCCAAGGUGAUGACACCGUUGUCAUCGGUGGAAAGCCAUAUGUUUUUGAUCGAGUUUUUCCUACCAAUACCACCCAGGAGCAGGUUUACAAUGCUUGUGCCAAGCAGAUUGUUAAGGAUGUGCUGGGUGGCUACAAUGGAACAAUUUUUGCUUAUGGACAGACAUCCUCAGGGAAGACCCACACGAUGGAGGGGAAGCUGCAUGACCCUCCGCAAAUGGGUAUCAUUCCAAGAAUUACUCAGGACAUCUUCAGUCACAUCUUUGCCAUGGAUGAGAAUUUGGAAUUUCAUAUCAAGGUCUCCUACUUUGAAAUAUAUCUUGAUAAAAUCCGAGACCUCUUAGAUGUGUCCAAGACUAAUCUGGCAGUGCACGAGGACAAAAACCGAGUUCCGUUUGUGAAGGGAUGUACAGAACGCUUUGUUUCAAGUCCUGAGGAGAUUCUGGAUGUUAUUGAUGAAGGAAAAUCUAACCGACAUGUUGCUGUCACAAAUAUGAAUGAACACAGCUCUCGCAGUCAUAGCAUAUUCCUGAUUAACAUCAAACAGGAGAACAUUGAGACUGAGCAGAAACUGAGUGGCAAGCUGUACCUUGUUGACUUGGCUGGCAGUGAAAAGGUCAGUAAAACCGGAGCUGAAGGUGCUGUUCUAGAUGAAGCCAAGAACAUUAAUAAGUCAUUGUCUGCCCUGGGAAAUGUCAUCUCAGCUCUAGCUGAAGGAACGAAAACCCACGUACCCUACCGAGACAGUAAGAUGACAAGAAUUCUGCAGGACUCUUUGGGUGGCAACUGCCGUACCACUAUGUUUAUCUGCUGUUCUCCUUCGAGUUAUAAUGAUGCAGAAACCAAAUCAACUCUCAUGUUUGGACAGAGGGCGAAGACCAUUAAGAACACUGCAUCUGUGAACCUGGAGCUGACGGCUGAGCAGUGGAAGAAGAAGUACGAGAAGGAGAAGGAGAAGAACAAGACUUUGAAGGAGACCAUUGUGAAGCUGGAGGCGGAGCUCAACAGGUGGCGAAAUGGUGAGAAUGUUCCUGAAACUGAACAGCUUAGCAACAAGGACCAAAUGACUACUGACCUGAGUGACGAGACACCAAUCAAUGACAAUGCCUCAUCUAUUGUCAUCAGGAUCUCUGAGGAGGAAAGGCAGAAAUAUGAAGAAGAGAUCCGUAAGCUCUACAAGCAGCUGGAUGACAAGGAUGAUGAAAUUAAUCAGCAAAGCCAGAUGGUGGAAAAACUCAAAGAGCAGAUGCUGGAUCAAGAAGAGUUAUUGGCCUCCACUCGUGGAGACAGUGAGAAGGUUCAGAACGAACUUAGCCGUCUCCAGAGUGAAAAUGAUGCAGCCAAGGAGGAGGUGAAGGAGGUCCUGCAGGCACUUGAAGAACUUGCUGUGAACUAUGACCAGAAAUCUCAAGAGGUGGAAGAAAAGAGUCUCCAAAACAAGAUGCUGGCAGAUGAACUGGCCCAGAAAAUGGCUUCGCUUAUGUCCUUGGAGGCAGAGAUGCAGCGUAUCCAGGAGGUUAGUGGCCUCCAGAGAAAGCGGAUCGCUGAGGUGCUGAAUGCCUUGAUGAAGGAUCUGAGUGAAUUUAGUGUCAUUGUGGGGAAUGGCGAGAUUAAACUGCCAGUUGAAAUUAGUGGAGCCAUUGAAGAGGAGUUCACUGUUGCUCGGCUUUAUAUCAGUAAGAUAAAGUCGGAGGUAAAGUCGGUAGUGAAGCGAAGCAGGCAGCUGGAGAACAUGCAGGUGGAAUGUCACCGGAAAAUGGAGGAGACCGGACGUGAGCUGUCCUCCUGUCAGUUACUCAUUUCACAGCAUGAAGCAAAGAUUCGGUCACUGACAGAAUACAUGCAUAACGUGGAGCUGAAGAAGCGACAACUGGAGGAAUCCUAUGAUGCUAUUAGUGAAGAACUGGCAAAACUACAAGCACAAGAAACUGUUCAAGACGUAGCCAUCAAAGACAAAGAGAGGAGCAUGGAGGAUGCUGACGAAGUGAAGAAGGCCCUGGAGCAGCAGAUGGAGAGCCACCGUGAAGCCCAUCAUAAACAACUGGCCCGACUGAGAGACGAGAUAAACGAGAAGCAGAAGUUGAUUGAUGAGUUGAAGGACCAGAACCAGAAGCUGCAGUUAGAGCUGGAGAAGUUACGUGCAGAUUACGAGAAGCUCAAGAGUGAGGAACACAAGAAGAGCGUGAAGCUUCAGGAGCUGACAUUUCUCCAAGAAAAACAUGAGCAGUCCAAACAGGACCUUAAAGGUCUGGAGGAGACCGUUGCCCGAGAACUCCAGACCCUUCACAACCUUCGCAAGCUUUUUGUUCAAGACCUCACAACUCGAGUUAAAAAAAGUGCGGAAAUGGAACCCGAUGACAGUGGGGGGAUCGUCUCACAGAAACAGAAGAUCUCCUUUCUUGAGAACAACUUGGAACAGCUUACAAAAGUACACAAGCAGUUGGAUUCCUGGGUUUCGAAGCUGGUUCGUGACAAUGCAGAUCUUCGUUGUGAGCUUCCAAAAUUGGAAAAACGUCUUCGGGCUACAGCUGAGAGAGUUAAGGCCCUGGAGGGUGCACUGAAGGAAGCGAAGGAAGGUGCCAUGAAAGACAAACGACGCUACCAGCAGGAAGUUGACCGCAUUAAAGAAGCAGUUCGCUUCAAGAAUUCAGCAAGGCGUAUGCAUUCUGCCCAAAUAGCAAAGCCAAUUCGACCAGGCCAUUACCCAGCCUCUUCUCCUACUAACCCCUUUGGGAUACGAAACCAUGACAACAUAAGUUACACCAACAGCCUCUUCCAGAACUACCAAAACCUAUGCAUACAGAGUGCUGGCAGAACAACACAGGUUCAAGACAAGCUAUUUGUAAAUGGUGAAACAGUUCCUUCCUGCUGUUCCCUGGACCAGUAUCAGCAUUCCAAAGUGGAUAAUGGCAAUGAGACAGACAUCAAUGACAAUAGAAGUGACAUCCAGUGUGGUCGUGAAGCUGAAGAACAAGCCAAGCUGUUCGCACUAAAGCAGGAGACAGCAGCAAGUUAAUAGCUUAAUGAGAAGUUGUUAACGGGGAUGGAGACCUUCCUCUCAGCAUGCUGCAUUUCCACCUCCUUGUAACCUCUCACGCUUUACUGUACCUAACUUGGAUAUGUAUGCCCUAAAUACUGAAUGUCUUACUAACCCUCUGUACUCAUAAUUCUAUACUACAUGCUGCUGAUGUCUGCUCACAACUGUCCUGUUUGUGAGUCAUAUGACUUUGUACCAACUCAUUCCUCAUUUCUGAGCUCUGUAGUUUUAAGCCUAUGUAUGUAUGUAUGUAUUUAUGUCCUGUGUUUUCAAAAUCUGAUGAGUAGUCCAAAGGUAGUGUAUAGAUCUCUAUAACAUUGUAGCAAAUGUAAAAUAUAAUACCCAGAAUAUAUUAAAAUGCCUUACUUAGAACCGAUAAAUUAUUAAACAAACAUAAACUUGACUGAGAAAAAUGGAAUAUUCUUGCACUUUGUAUCUAUUUAGUUUUCCCAGUCAAGUAAACUGUUACAUUUUAUUUAAUGGACUCUUUUGUGGUGUUGUACAAGCUUCUUACACAAAAUGAAUUGAACCCAGCACUUACGUGUAGAAUUUCACCAACUUCACUGCACUGGAUGACUAGCUGGGUGCCACUCACUUGAAAAGGGUUGAAAAAUAGGCAUGCAAAUAUGUGUCCGAAAAUAGUAAUGAGAGAGCGAGUGCUGGCUGUUUUAUACACAAAUACGAAAAGAUAUCUAACAAUCACUGUUUACAGCAUUGUUAAUCAGAGACUAAUAAUAAAAAGAGAUGCUUCUGCUUA